Messenger RNA from Nanorana parkeri, 2036 nucleotides. It is a transcript of the gene APBB1IP, whose product is annotated as amyloid beta precursor protein binding family B member 1 interacting protein. The record is from RefSeq and is a predicted model, not a curated record. Lineage: Eukaryota; Metazoa; Chordata; Amphibia; Anura; Dicroglossidae. The transcript is spliced from 13 exons. Gene Ontology annotation, cellular component: cytosol; plasma membrane. The coding region runs from base 1 to 1989 and encodes 662 amino acids. Gene Ontology annotation, biological process: signal transduction.
AUGGAGCAGACCUGUGAAGAAAUCGAUGAAAUGUUUAGCAAUCUGCUGGGCGAGAUGGACCUCCUAACACAGAGCCUGGCUGUUGAAACCCCUCCACCCCCCACAACCACCAUGGCCAGUACAGACAGCAACCUUUUAUUUGGUUUUAAAGAUUUUGAGUCAAUAAACGCUCUAGAAGACAAUGAUCUGGAUGCAUUAAUGGCCGAACUUCUGGCAGACUGCAAAGAUGCUGAAAUGAAAGUGAACAACCAGAGCUACAACAGCACAGCUUCCGUCUCCAAUAUUGACACGUUUGCAUACAAUAUUCCUGAUUUUACACAUGAUCUGCCCACUGGUUCCACAGAUGAUAUGUCCUACCUACCGCCACCGCCCGCUAGUGAAUGGGACAUGGAUCUCCCACCUCCACCACCUGAUCCUGAGGUGCCAACAGCAAAGGCUAAUUUAGAGUCAAAAGACAAAGUGGACCAAAUCAUGCUUGCUUUGGACAAAAUGAAGGAAGCCAAAGUUAAAAAGCUAAUUGUUAAGAUACACAUGACUGAUAACAGCACAAAGACCUUGAUGGUGGACGAGCGUCAAACAGUCCGUGAUAUCCUGGACAACCUAUUUGAGAAAACCCACUGUGACUGCACCAUCGAGUGGUGUCUGUAUGAAGAAAGCCCAGAGCUGCAGAUUGAGAGGUUCUUUGAAGACCAUGAAAACAUAGUGGAAAUCUUAUCCGUCUGGACGAGAGACAGUGAGAACAAAAUCCGCUUCCUAAAGAAAAAUGAAAAAUAUGCCGUUUUUAAGAACCCUCAGAACUUCUACAUGACCAGAAAAGGAAGUGCAGAUAUGAAGGACAUGAAUGAGAAGAAUAAAGUGUCUUUGCUGGAGCAAAGUUUCUGUGGUCCCUCCAUUGUUGUGCCGGAACUUGAAGCAGCAAUAUAUUUGAAAGAAGACGGGAAGAAAUCCUGGAAAAAACGAUAUUUCCUUCUGCGCGCUUCUGGAAUUUAUUAUGUACCGAAAGGGAAGACAAAGACAUCUCGUGAUCUGGCCUGUUUUAUACAGUUUGAUAAUGUCAAUGUUUAUUAUGGCAUGCAGUUUAAAGUCAAAUACAAAGCUCCGACGGACCACUGCUUUGUCCUGAAGCAUCCACAAAUUCAGAAGGAAUCACAGUAUGUUAAGUAUCUGUGCUGUGACGAACCAUGGAUUCUCCACCAAUGGGUUACUGGCAUCAGAAUCGCCAAGUUUGGGAAGGUUUUGUAUGACAACUACAAGUCUGCCAUCCACAAAGCAGGUCUGGCCUCUCGGUGGUCAACGCUCAGCAAUUCCUCAGCACCAAGUACAACAGGGGCAUCUCAGGGGAAUGGACAGAUAUCCCAAAAUGUAGCCAGUGUUAGUUCAAGCUUCUCAGAUGCCUGGAAACGUGGUGAAACAGCUAAGGAUAAGCAGCAACCCGCUGAGGUCAGGAAACCUGAGCAGAAAAUCUCACUUCCAACAUCAACCAAACUGCCUCCACCUCCACCCACCCGAGGGUCAUUCAAUACCCAUGCGGCUGCCACACCACCAUUACCGUUAAAAGCCAAGCCAGCAAUCAACAUGCUGCCACCACCACCAGAAGCCUUCCUAGAGGAGGAUGAUUUCCUGCCUCCUCCUCCUCCUCCUGAAUUCCUGGAUACUCCUCCUGAUUUUUUACCUCCACCACCUCCAUCUUUUAACUCCGAAAGAGAUUACCCUGCUCCUCCUCAAUUCCCAAAUAUAGGAAGCACUGGAGGAGCACCACCUCCUCCCCCUCCCCUACCACCACCCGUUGCCUCAUCACCCGUAUCAGCAAAACCACAGCUUCCCAUGAAAAAGCAGCCACCAAAUCCUCCAAGAAGAAGAGACAGUGUAGGACUGAGAUCAAACCAACAAAACAGCUUGAUGACAAACGGUGGCAGUGCAGGGGGGCAACCUGAUUUUAUGUCCGACUUAAUGAGUGCACUGCAGAAAAAGAGAAGCACCACGACCUAGACUGAUCUUUGCACUUCCUGCAGAAAUUAUCAGCAUUUCAAAGGACU